CUCAAGGGGUGCCAACCACCCUAGGUCGUCGCGUGGAGCAAGUUUAGUCAUGAGUUCGUCCGCCAAAGUCAAGUCGUCGGGCGUCCGUCGGAGCUCUCGGCCGGACGCCGAUCGGUCCGAUGACCAGCGCAAGGAGAAGGACCCGCUGGCUUUGCGCCAGUUGUCGACGCCGGACGACUUGGACACGUACAUGGAGAAGCUGUACGAGGAGGACAUGGAGUCCAAACUCGACGGCAUCACGCAGAUCCUCAACCUGUCUGAAUAUGGCGCCAACAUUGAAAUGCUCGUGCAAAACGAGGCGUUGAUGUGCCUCCUUUCUAGGGUUCUCAACGACGAGUACAAGAAGAACUACGACUUUACGCUGCACAUGAUGCGGAUCUUUUGGUGUUACUCGAACUUUCUCCAGCUGCAUCCGAUCCUAAGCAACUACCGCAUUGGCGCGAUCACAUUGAAAAUCGUCGAUUUUGAAGUCAAGCGCCACCAGUUGCGCAUCGAAGAAGAGAAAUUGCUCCAGGAAUCCCUCGUCAAGGCCAGUCACGAGCACCCGGAUGUCCUCGCCAAGCUCAAAUCCGAGGCCAAAAAGAACAAGAAGCGUUCGAAAAAGCAAGAUCAGCUCCUAUUCGUGUGCCUGAGCGUGCUCUUCAACCUAUCGGAAGACAUUCACACCGAGCGCAAAAUGGUUAAGAAGAAGAUUGUGCACUUUUUAGCGAAAAUGCUCGACCGCGUCACGCCCGACUUGGUGAUUUUAACGCUCGGGUUUUUGAAAAAACUCAGCGUGUUUGAAGAAAACAAGGACACGAUGAUCGAGUUACAAGUGCCGGAAAAGGUCAUUCGCUACGUGAAGUGCAACCACGACAAAACCGCUCAAAUUGCACUGAAACUGCUGUUCAACCUGUCAUGGGACGCGCGGGUGCGCGAUGCGAUGGUGAAAAACAGUUUAGUCCCCAAGCUGGUGGAGCUGCUCAAGAAGCCACCGUUUCGAGCGCUCACGCUGCGCAUUCUGUACCACUUGAGCAUGGACGACCGGUGCAAGUCGAUGUUUACGUACACGGAGGCGAUCCCGAUUGUGAUGCAACUGGUGAUUAACUUUCCGCAAAAUAUGGUGGCCAAGGAACUCAUGGCGUUGGGCGUCAACUUGAGCGUGAACGGGCGGAACGCGGAAAUGAUGGCGCAGAACAAGGGCUUGGACGCGUUGGUGCAGCGCGUGUUGCGGACUCGCGACGUACUGCUCAUGAAGUGCAUUCGCAACAUUUCGCACUGGUCGUUUAGUUUGCAAGAAGACUUGGCGUCUGAAAAAAUGUACAAGCACAAGGGACUGUGGGCGGCGUACGUCGUGCCUCUGCUGGAGCUAGCGCAGAGCUCCGACAACCACGACCUGGUCGUGGAGAUUCUCGGCACGCUGGGCAACCUCACGCCGCAGGACCUGCCCCCCAAGUCGUCGUGGGAUAAAAUCCUCGCGCAAUACUACACAGUCAUUCCGUUUCUCAACAAGUUGCUCGUGCCCGGCUUUUCCCAAGACGACAUGGUGCUACAAGUGAUCAUGUUUGUGAGUGCGUUGAUGCUCGAGCCCAAAUGCGCGCCGCUCAUCACGUCGUCGCGUGUCGUGCGGAGCUUUCACACGAUCUUCCAGGACAAGCAGAGCGACCACGAGAUCACAUUGCAACUGUUGUUUUGCUUCUACCGGAUGCUGCGGCAUCCAGAAACCCUCGACGAAGUGCUGUACGGCACCAACAUGCUGCCGGACCUGCUGCUCGCGGCCGAUUCGACCAACGUCGAGGUGCGACGCAUGUGCGAUUCGGUUUUGGACGUGAUCUUAGACCACGACAUCCAUGAAGGCGAAGUGGGCGAGUUUGGCCGACAGAUCCGCCGCCGUCGGUUUGAAAUCCACAACGCAGAGUACUGGAACCUGAUGCGUCAUCGUGAUGCCAGCCCCACCGCCUUUCAUGACGACGAUCCCGACGAGCGAGACCACGAAUACAGCCACAGCAGAAAGUAAAUGGCCUUGCAGUGGAUUGGUUGCUCAGGCUGUUCAUUGUACAAGGAGAGGAAAUCAUAAAUAUUAAUGACAUUUUCCGUGACAUUUUGUAGCCAA
This is a messenger RNA of Aphanomyces astaci, 2092 nucleotides long. RefSeq lists its product as hypothetical. Gene Ontology annotation, molecular function: kinesin binding. The transcript has 8 exons. NCBI's taxonomy places the organism in Eukaryota, Oomycota, Saprolegniomycetes, Saprolegniales, Verrucalvaceae. Bases 50 to 1996 code for a protein of 648 amino acids. Gene Ontology annotation, cellular component: ciliary transition zone; kinesin II complex; axoneme. Gene Ontology annotation, biological process: cilium organization; microtubule-based movement. The record is from RefSeq and is a predicted model, not a curated record.